Neltuma alba is the source of this 2242-nucleotide messenger RNA. RefSeq names its product U4/U6.U5 tri-snRNP-associated protein 2. The record is from RefSeq and is a predicted model, not a curated record. The transcript has 10 exons. Gene Ontology annotation, molecular function: zinc ion binding; cysteine-type deubiquitinase activity. Bases 150 to 1871 code for a protein of 573 amino acids. NCBI's taxonomy places the organism in Eukaryota, Viridiplantae, Streptophyta, Magnoliopsida, Fabales, Fabaceae. Gene Ontology annotation, biological process: mRNA processing; spliceosomal complex assembly; protein deubiquitination.
GCGCUUCCUCGUCUUUCUUUUUCUUCCAAUUCACUCCGAUCACAAAUUCACUUCUUUCACGUGGGGUCGGAAAGAGCGGAGUCUCCGUACUAUCACCACCCACGCAGGUUUGAAUAGUUUUGUGCCUGAAGGAGUUGAAGUCAGUGAGAAUGGCAUCAAAACGGGAAAGGGAAAUUAAUAGUGGCUCGAAGGAGGAAGAGGAGCUUAAGUUUGCGUCGGAUUCUAAAAGGCAAAGAUUGGUUGAGGAGUCUUCUCCCUCUCCUCCUCCUGUUUCCAUUGCAAAUCCUCUCUCUGGAUUGGCCAACAAUUAUGCUGAUGUAGACGAAGAGGAAGUUUAUGGGAGAAGGGAAUCGAGGACUGCUGUUGGUGAGAAGGUAAAUGGUGACUCCCAUCGAAAUGGGCAUGGAUAUGAUGAAGAGGUUGAGGAGGAGGAUGAGGAGGAUUCACAGGAACAAUUGAGUGUGGGCAGGCACAGCCGCCAGGUUGAAGUUCGGAGGGACUGCCCUUAUCUUGAUACUGUUAAUAGACAGGUUUUGGAUUUUGACUUUGAGAAGUUCUGUUCUGUGUCUCUUUCAAACUUAAAUGUGUAUGCAUGUUUAGUUUGUGGGAAAUAUUAUCAAGGAAGGGGGAAGAAGUCUCACGCUUAUACUCAUAGCCUCGAAGCAGGACACCACGUUUAUAUCAAUCUUCGAACUGAGAAAGUUUAUUGUCUUCCUGAUGGAUAUGAAAUUAAUGAUCCAUCAUUAGAUGACAUUCGGCAUGUUCUAAACCCAAGGUUUACUAGAGAACAAGUUGAACAACUUGACAAAAAUAAGCAAUGGUCUAGAGCACUUGAUGGCUCUGAUUACCUUCCUGGAAUGGUGGGACUUAAUAACAUCAAGGAGACUGAUUUUGUGAAUGUGACAAUUCAAUCCUUGAUGAGAGUUACUCCUUUGAGAAAUUUUUUCCUUAUCCCAGAAAACUAUCAGCAUAGCAAAUCUCAACUUGUUCAUCGAUUUGGUGAACUCACCAGGAAGAUCUGGCAUGCGCGAAACUUUAAAGGACAGGUUAGCCCACAUGAGUUUUUGCAGGCAGUGAUGAAAGCCAGUAAGAAAAGAUUUCGGAUAGGUGCACAAUCUGACCCAGUUGAGUUUAUGUCCUGGCUUCUUAAUACACUGCAUGCAGAUCUUAGAACCUCAAAGAAGAAUAGUAGCAUAAUACACAAGUGUUUUCAGGGUGAAUUGGAGGUUGCGAAAGAAAUUCCUAACAAACAAAUCACUGAGAAGAAAGAAAACAAUGAGGAACGAAACCACAAUGACAAACUUUCAGAUGGUGGCACUGAGCGGGAUGCUUUUGUCACAGAAACUUCCAAGAUGCCAUUUUUAAUGUUAGGAUUGGACUUGCCGCCGCCACCUCUAUUCAAGGAUGUGAUGGAGAAAAAUAUAAUACCUCAGGUUCCACUCUUCAACAUAUUAAAGAAGUUUGAUGGGGAGACUAUCACGGAGGUAGUCCGUCCUCAUAUAGCUAGAAUGCGAUAUCGUGUCACCAGAUUGCCACCAUACAUCAUUCUACACAUGCGUCGAUUUACUAAGAAUAACUUUUUUGUGGAAAAGAAUCCUACGUUGGUUAAUUUUCCUGUGAAGAACCUGGAGUUAAAAGAUUACAUUCCCUUGUCAACACCAAAGGAAAACGAGAAAUUGCGAUCUAAAUAUGAUUUAAUAGCCAAUGUUGUUCAUGAUGGCAAACCCGGUGAAGGAUCCUACAGAGUAUUUGUUCAGCGCAAAUCAGAAGAACUUUGGUAUGAGAUGCAGGAUCUACACGUCUCAGAAACUCUUCCCCAAAUGGUUGCACUCUCUGAGGCUUAUAUGCAGAUAUAUGAGCAGCAGCAGUAACAUUGAUAGAUAUAUGGUCAUUGCCCAGCGAAUUGGUUCAGGAAUCUGAAUGUCCUUUUGUUAGAACCCCCCCCAGAAGAGGAAUUAUCCAAAUCCCUGUUUCUGCUCUUUGAAGAUGUUUAGACAUGCAUGGGAACUUCGGCGUUAAACUUGUAACUGGACUUUCAUUGUUGCUUUUGUUGUAAACCCCAUCUUGCUUAGCUCCUGUUUUUGUAAGCUGAGAAUUGUACUUGAGCUGAUAGGGUGCCUUGAUUACUUGAGAAACUAGUUAAAUACACUAUUUUUUCCUUGGUGAAACAUCAUGUUACGUGUGUAAGUUCAUUAAAUCAUAAUUGCCGUUAUAUAGCUUGACAUUCAAAUUUUAGCAAAAA